UGUCAACAUUACUAGCGUCAAUAUUUCAAAUUGAAAAUAAAAAACAAUGAAUUUAUGACAUUGAAAAAUCUAAAGAAUAUCUUCCGAUUACUUCAAUAUUAAGAAAAAAAUGGCAUAUGAGACCAUUUCAAUUGACAAAAUAUGUAGAACUUGCUUGUCGGAAGCAACCAAUAUGAGGUCCGUAUUCAGUAUAGAGGAAUCUACAGGAGAAAAUUUGAGACUGUUUGAAAUGCUUAUGUCGUGUACUUCUGUCCAGGUGAUGACUAAUGAUGGGUUGCCAAGCCAAGUCUGUCUACAGUGUGUUCACUACAUCACGAGAGCGUUCUCUUUCAAACAGCUCUGUGAAAGAUCUGAUAAUACCCUUCGCGAGCUUUUGGAACGUCAGUUUCAGCAGACUUUCCUGACAGAGUUGAAACCUUUGCUCGCCUCAGACGCUCUAGUACCAAGUUCUGUUUCAGAGAUCAUCACUGGAAUUCCGCAAAUACCUUCAGCCGAAACAGUCACUCUAAAUGAGGUGAUGCCAAUUCAACAGCCCCAGACUACUCUGGUGCAAGAUGUUCAAAGUGAAAUUGUCUUGGAAGGGCCCCAAAAUAACCAUAAAGUAAAAUAUGAGGAUUACGAGAACAAUUUAGGGUUAACCAAUGAUAACGAUAGUGAUACUGGCCAAGAAGAUAAAAUGAAGUUUGAUGUUACAACUGAGGAAAAAGAACUGAAAAAUGAGACAUUACAAGAUGAAACCAAGCAGCCAAUUUUUGCAUGUGAACAAUGCACUUGUUGCUUUACUAAACAGUCUGACUUGAAGGCUCACGCGAAGACCCACCUGAAGAGCACCACCGGCCACACGUGCAAAACGUGCAACCAGAGCUUCGCGAGCGCAAGCACCCUCUGCCGGCACUCGAAGGUGCACGAAGGUGCAAAGCGCCAUCUGUGCAGCGAGUGCGGAAAAGGAUUCUCGCGCUCGGACGACCUGACGCGCCAUCUGCGCACGCACACCGGCGAGAAGCCGUUCGCGUGCAAGCUGUGUGACAAGUCGUACGCCCAGUCCUUCCGACUACUCGAACACAUGCGCGCGCACGCCGGCGAGAAAAAGUUCGUGUGUUCCGUGUGCGCGAAGGCAUUUUCAAGGUACACCAGUCUGGCGGCGCACACCAAGACACACAGCGGCGUCAAGACUCAUGUCUGCUCUGUUUGCGGGAAGAGGUUAUGCGGCUCCGGAUCUUUGGCCAUGCACAUGAAAACUCACACAGGACUCAAAGAUCACAUAUGCCCUUUCUGUUCGAGAGGCUUCACCACUCCGAGCAAUCUCAUCAUUCACAAAAGGACACACACAGGCGAGCGCCCUUACAUAUGCACAACUUGUGGUAAAGGUUUCCCUGACCCUUCACGACUAACCGUCCACACCAGAUCACACAGCGGAGAGAAACCGUAUGUGUGCAGCACGUGCGGUCGUGGUUGCGUCAGUUCGUCGCAGCUGAAGAAGCACAUGCGCAUACACACCGGCGAACGGCCGUACCAGUGCCAUCUGUGCCCGAGGGCUUUUCCUAGAAGUGAGGAUCUCAACAUCCACGUGAAGACUCACACCGGAGACAGAGAUUUUGUUUGCCCGUUCUGCAAGAAGGGCUUCUACCAAGCUUCCACCCUGAAGGUACACAUCAGGAUACACACUGGAGAGAAACCUUACAAAUGCAAUAUUUGCUUCAAGACCUUCUCCCAAACGGGUCCUCUCUCGACACACAUGAAGACGCAUUGAUAAUUGCUUGAGUUUCAUUGAAUGAAGUUUUUCAAGGCAGCGUUUGAUUUCCUCAAAAAUAAAAUUGCCCUUUAUGUAGGAGUCGCAAACUAAAUUUUCAAAUCACGAACAAUUCAAAUUGAAAGGGAUAUAUUUUUAGGAGAGAUCAAUUUUUUUUAUUGUUGUUUUAUAAUUUCAUGAUUUGUAUUUUUGGGAAAGAAAGGUUUUGGCUAUGUCUCUAUCUUUAUACAAAAAAUGUAGGAAUAUUCAGAAGAAAGGAAAAAAGUAAUUAAUUUCCAAAUGAGCUUUUCCACAAAGAUGUGAAGAUCAAACAAAGAAGUAAUUUUCAGACACAGACUCAAAAAAAUGCCCUCCCAAAACAACUAUCUUCAUAUAAACGUUGACAUUUAUGAAAGCGAUCCUGUGAAUGAUAUGUGAUUCAGUUCCAUAACAAAUGUUUGGAAUACUUUGAAUAGGAAACAUUGUUUUUUGUAUAGUUCAAUGUUCUUAUGAAAGUAGUUGUUUCGAAAUAAUUUUUUCGUUCUUGUACUUCAAUGUUUAUAGGGAAGUUGUUGUUUCAGAAGGGCUUUUUCUUCCUUUCUUUGGAAGGUUCCAACUUUUGUUUAAUGAAGAUGAAGAGGUAAAAAAACCUUUCUUUCUCACAAAAAAUCUGUUCUGAAAUUCAGAAAAGUGCAAUGAAAGGAAAAAAUUCAUAUUUCUUUCACCUGUUAUUUUGAUAUUCUUUGCGAAUUCCAAUCCAGGAAACCGAUUUUCACUAUCAUACAUUCUAAAUUGAAACCUGAAAAUGCUCACACUGCUCUCAAAAAAUUUUGGGAUCGGAAAUUUUAGCUUUCAACCUAUUUUUGUCUGUGAGCAUAAACUUCGCUCUUCAGCAUUAUGUUCUAUCGAUUACAGUUGCAGCCCUUCUUCAUAUCAAAAUUUUGAUUCAAUAAUCAUAAUUUUUUUUUCUACGUCUAUUUUUAUGUUAAUCUUAUCUAACCUUUCUCUGUAUAUAUGUACUUAUUGUAUAAAAAUAUAUUUUACUUUGAGAAUAA
Messenger RNA from Leptinotarsa decemlineata (Colorado potato beetle), 2784 nucleotides. RefSeq lists its product as uncharacterized. Gene Ontology annotation, molecular function: zinc ion binding. Gene Ontology annotation, cellular component: nucleus. Lineage: Eukaryota; Metazoa; Arthropoda; Insecta; Coleoptera; Chrysomelidae. The record is from RefSeq and is a predicted model, not a curated record.